Ictalurus punctatus (channel catfish) is the source of this 5559-nucleotide messenger RNA. It is a transcript of the gene ptena, whose product is annotated as phosphatase and tensin homolog A. The transcript has 9 exons. NCBI's taxonomy places the organism in Eukaryota, Metazoa, Chordata, Actinopteri, Siluriformes, Ictaluridae. Gene Ontology annotation, biological process: protein dephosphorylation; regulation of phosphatidylinositol 3-kinase/protein kinase B signal transduction; phosphatidylinositol 3-kinase/protein kinase B signal transduction. The record is from RefSeq and is a predicted model, not a curated record. Gene Ontology annotation, cellular component: cytosol; nucleus; plasma membrane. Bases 1938 to 3230 code for a protein of 430 amino acids. Gene Ontology annotation, molecular function: phosphatidylinositol-3,4,5-trisphosphate 3-phosphatase activity; protein tyrosine phosphatase activity; phosphatidylinositol-3,4-bisphosphate 3-phosphatase activity.
UCGAAGCGCCGCCAUCUUUCGACCUCCAUCUUCUUCCGCCGCACACAGCGCGAACAGACUUUGAACCCCUUUUUUCCUGCUCGGUGUACGGGACGGCUUUAAAUAAACAACCCACAGUUUAAAAAAAAAGAAGAAAAAAACAAUAAAAGAGAAGAAAAGAAACGACGCGUUUUCCUCCGCAGUGACUCUGAGUGAAACUCGGCGCUCGGGACGCUCGCGAAUGACUCGGAGACUGACGUUCACACGGCGCUAUUUGUUGCUCCGGCGGAGGGAUACGGUGCUUCAUUCUGCCAGAUCUAGCUUCUUUUUUCCUCCGCUGGAAGCCAUGAUGGAAGUUUGAGAGUUCAGCUGGAGAGAGAGACGCGGAGAGAGAAACGGCGAGAAAGAAGAUGAUUCCCUUCGACAGAUCCGCGGCGUGGACGUGCUCCUGAACCCGGGGCGCUUGGUGUUCGGGCUGUGGCCGAGGUGGAGCUGGUAGAGGGCCGCGUUUGUGUGUCGGAAAUCGCGUCGACCUUUUGAACGGCGGAGAUGAUCGCUCGCUAGGACGGCUUUGGCUUUUUAAAAGGUGGAGGAGACACACACACACACACACACACACACACACACACACACAGAGAGAGAGAGAGAGAGAGAGAGACAGAAAUGGCACUUAGAGACUGAUUGAAAGUGCAUUUGGGAGUGAAAGGGACGCUUUGUGGAUCCUCUUCCCCCACAUGAGAGGCGAUGGAGAGGUUUUCCUGCUCGGCUCGGAGGUAAAUCACGGCGGAUCUGAUGCUCUGCGUUUGGGCUCCUGGAGGAUCGGAGAGCCCUUUUCUCUCCUGGAGGAUUGGGACACUCAGGAUUUCUGCGUUUGUUUUACUCUCCACGAGCAUCCUGAUCAGCUUUAGGACACAUUUAUAAGCCGUGCUAUGUCUGUGUCAGACACUGAGACAGUCUGCUUCAGGCCUGCUGUAGUCUGGACUGGAGCCCUGCUCGGGCCCUUCAAGCUGUAGGACACUCUUACAGAUCAGAUCUCAAGCAUCUCAUUUCUACGCCGAAAUAAUCCUCGUUUUAAUCAGCGCAGCCUGCUAAACGAAGCAGGAAGGAAGGAUUCGGGCCUGUUCGCUGGAGAUCCGGCUCCAUCACAGACACGCCAAGCUUCAGCUGUACUAAUUGUAUAAUAUGUAUAUGUAUCAGUUCUAACGGAACCUUUCGGAUCAGCGUCCCGGUUUGCACGUCCUAAACGACCCGAAUAAUCCCGCUUUUACAAGCUCGAUUUGUUCCAGGUGUAUAAAUCAUUACUCUUCGUUAACAGCUCUCAAUCCGAACUGAACCUUCUGGAGAAAGGAACUCCGUCGGAGAGCCGGUCCGACGUUCUCGUAGACCGGAGUAUCGUACCGGUCCGACGUUCUCGUAGACCGGAGUAUCGUACCGGUCCGACGUUCUCGUAGACCGGAGUAUCGUACCGGUCCUGCUUUUCGUGGAGGAGUAGAUCCGUGUCUGCCGUCGUCAUCUUCGUCCUCGAGUCCGAAUAAUUCCCGAAGAACCCGAGGAACAUCCGAGAUCGUCCGUUUUGAAAUCUGGUUUUCACCCGGACGCCUUUUUUUUUUUUUUUUUAAAUAAAAAAAAAUCAUCAUUUUUCUUGUCCCCGGUAUCGCUGGAUUCGGAAAGCUCCCCAGGGCCUGGUUUUGACUUUAUCUAAAAAAAAUAAAUAAUCCACAUUUUCACGCCCAGACGAGCAGACGACGACUUUAUGUCUGUAUUAAGCAGAUUUGAGAACUUUUUGGACGCAAGUAUACGCUUAACAUAAUCACCGGACGUUUUGCUGCCGGAUCGGACGCGUUGUACGCACGUGUAGAUAGAUAUAUAUAUAAAUCUGCUCUAAAGCGGUGCAGACGGGGACAACGGACGUGUUUUUCUAUACGCGGUCGUGUUUGUGAGUAAACUGUGGAACUGUGAUGGCGUUCAUCAAGCAGAUCGUGAGCCGAGAAAAGAGACGGUACCAAGAAGAUGGAUUCGAUCUGGACCUGACGUAUAUUUACCCGAACAUCAUCGCUAUGGGGUUUCCAGCCGAGAGACUGGAGGGAGUUUACCGCAACAACAUAGAUGACGUCGUACGGUUUUUGGAUUCCAAACACAAAAACCAUUACAAAAUAUAUAACCUAUGUGCAGAACGACACUAUGAUACGGCCAAAUUCAACUGCCGGGUGGCUCAGUACCCGUUUGAAGACCACAACCCUCCUCAGCUGGAGCUCAUUAAGCCGUUCUGUGAAGAUCUCGAUCAUUGGCUCUCCGAGGACGAGAACCACGUCGCAGCGAUUCACUGCAAAGCGGGAAAAGGCCGCACGGGGGUGAUGAUCUGCGCUUACCUGUUGCAUCGUGGGAAAUUUAUGGAGGCGCAGGAAGCUCUGGAUUUCUAUGGAGAAGUGAGGACCAGGGACAAGAAGGGUGUGACAAUCCCGAGUCAGCGGCGGUACGUGCACUAUUACAGCUUCCUGCUGAAAAACCAUCUGGACUACAAACCCGUGGCUCUGCUGUUCCACAAGAUGGUGUUCGAGACGCUGCCCAUGUUCAGCAGUGGCACCUGCAACCCUCAGUUUGUCGUGUACCAGCUGAAAGUAAAGAUCCACACGUCGAAUCCGUCUCACACGAGGCGAGAGGACAAACUCAUCAUUUUUGAAUUUCCUCAGCCACUUCCUGUGUGUGGAGACAUAAAAGUCGAGUUCUUUCAUAAACAGAACAAGAUGUUAAAGAAGGACAAGAUGUUCCACUUCUGGGUGAACACGUUCUUCAUCCCCGGGCCGGACGAGAGCGGAGAGCGAGUGGAGAACGGCUCGGCCAUGAACGACAGCGACAGCCACUCGUCCACUCAGAGCCAGAGCUCUCCCUCCGAGCGGGAUAGAGGGAUGGGCGGAGGGGAGAGAGAGAGAGACAGGGAGCGAGACAGAGAGAGAGACAGGGAGAGAGACGGAGAAAGAGACUACUUGAUUCUCAUGCUGACGAAGAACGACCUGGACAAAGCGAAUAAAGACAAAGCCAACAGAUACUUCUCUCCUAACUUUAAGGUGAAGCUGUUUUUCACGAAGACGGUGGACGAGACGUCGAACUCUGAGGCGAGCACUUCCACGUCCAUCACUCCGGACGUUAGCGACAACGAGCCGGAUCAUUACCGUUAUUCGGACACGACCGACUCGGACCCCGAGAACGAACCGUUUGAUGAGGAACAGCACACACAGAUCACGAAAGUCUGAACGCUUCACACACCCCCACACACACACACACACACACAUACGCACACAUUCAGCUACCUAUCAUAGACAUGGACAUAAACAGCCAACCAACACCAGACAUAAAAAAAAAAAGGAGAAAACUUGAAAAAUGUACUGAAGAGAAAAGGACCUGCCCACGUCACCCUCACUAACCAAACCAUCACUUCUGCUCUCCUGACCAAUCUCUGCUUUUAUUAUUAUUAAUUAUUAUUAUUAUUAUUAUUAUUAUUAUUAUUAUAUGGAUAUCGACACCAUUGGCUGAGGUGUGUGGGCGGGUCCUGUAGCUACUCUGUAUAUAUAUCUAUAUAUAAAUAUAAAUCUAUAUGAAAAAAAAUCCAGUUUUUGUGUCGGACGAUGAAAACUCGGCAAUCAGGCGAGGAGAGGAGGAGCGGGACGGACGAAGACGAAACCACACUCGUUUAUUUCUCCAUCGUUCUUCUUUUCUUUCCUUCUUCACCCAGGCCAGUGCUGCAGUCUCCAGUCGCUCCCUCCGUCUCCUCCUCUCCCUCGCUCCCUCGUGAAACCCCAACAGCCCACCCCUCCCUCCCUCCCUCCCUCCCUCGCUCGCCCCUCCCCUCCCCGGGCGUGUGCUGAUAAUCAGUACGACAUUUCAGAUAUCAGUGUGACGUGUUCUAAAUAUCCCGUGUCAGCAGUGCACGAGAAGAGUUGAGACGACUCGGCGUGAAUACUGAAUGAGACACAGCUGAGAUGUGUUGAACACGCAUUCGUGAGGUCAUACCUGGAGCCAAACACACACACCCCCGAAUAAAUAAAAAUGAUUUCAGUCAUUAAAUAUAUUGUGUAAAAUUGCGACACUUCACAAUUAAACAUGGCACAGUUUUAAAAAAAAAAUUUUCCCCAUGUGACUCAAAUCAGUCAUUCUAUCAUUUAGACAGUCAUGAGGGGGCGGAGCUUCAGCCUAACAAGCCCCAUUUCUGAUUAGAUCAUUCAUGACUUCUACAAAAUGGCCACCUUGAAGAUAAACGCGUACGACGUCGUUCAGGAACCAAGAGAGCGAAGUGAACGGGAACGCGAUACUGAACCUGGGGCUGAAACAUAAGUCGCAACUUAAAGUUGUGAGAAGAUUGCUGGAACAUGUUUCAGCUAGGUAAUGAUUAGCUAGCUAUUGAUUUGGCUAGAAAAGUGUUUUAAACUGACUGGAAAGGCAAUGUGACCUUAGGAACCCGAUGGAAUAAUCAGGAACGUCAGUGUUUACCUCAGCUGUGUCUGUAAAUUACAAAAAAAGAACGUAAAUUCUUUGUAAGACUGAAAUUAUGCUGUGUAUAUACCUACACUUAGCAGCGUCCACUAACACAUUACAGUAGAGGGCGGGGCUAAAUAAAGAAAAGAAAACUCAUUGAUCCUGCUGCAUUUUGAUGAGUGAAAGUGACAGUUGGCAGACUGUUAUUUUUUGAAUUUGAAUUCCAACUGCUGCCUGAUGAUGUCACUGUGGCAUCCUAACAGUCAUCUAAACCCCGCCUCCUUUCUUCCACCGAGCUAAAUUCAAUAAACAAACAACAAAACAACACGUUUGUGUCACUUUUAGUCUACAGAUUACGUGUAGAUUAUUUUCCACUUGACUGUUAUUUUCUGAAUUUGAAUUCCAACUGCCACCUACCAAUGUAUAUAUAUAAAAUAAAAUAAAUUAAAAAAACUCCUCCCCCUUUCUGAGCUAAAGUCAAUGAACAACAAAACAACACAGUCGUGGCACAUUUAAUGAUGUUUAGAUUAAGUUCCUCUUCACUGACUUUUUUUUUAUUUGAAUUCCAACUGCUGCCCAAACUCCGCCCCCUUUCUGUUACUGAGCUCAGUCAGGUUACAUUUAUUUUUAGUCUUAUUAUUUUUAUUUCAAGAAACAAAUUCUGACUAUAUAUAUAUAUAUAUAUAUCAGCACACGCCCAUUUCCCUUACUGUGAAUGCUUCUUGUGCUGUCCACAAGCCCCUUCUGCCUGACCUUUGUCCCCUUUGCGUUGUGAACUAUGAAUUCUGGGAUGCGUAGUUCGUUUUCCGCCCCUCCCCCGCCAUUUCCUCGCUGUGUAUAAUGUUAAACUUUGCAGAAAGAAGAAAACCAUGUAAUUGUCCAUGUUUUUUUGUUGUCGUCGUUGUUGUUGUUGUUGUUUUUUUGUUUAGUUUUUUUAUCCUAAGAUAAUAAAGCUAUAUAAAUAUAUCUAUAUAUAAUACACAGAAGCGCAGGGAACCAGUGUUUGCAAUAAUGUUAACACUCAACAUUUAAAGGACAAACUGGUGUGCAUGUUAUAUUGGAGUUAGUGUACAUGUUUAAUAAAUGCUAUACAAUGUGUUUUUAUUAAAA